CGAGCGAGAUGGCGAUGAGAAAUGGUUACGGUCGUGGUGGAAGAGGCGGUGGUCCUCGGACAAGAUCUGGGGGUGUCCCGACCAAAGUGUUUGUUGGUCAGCUACCAGAAACAAUGAGGAAAUCUGAUAUGGAAGACCUAUUCAGGAAGUUUGGAGAAGUCGUUGAAUGUGACGUUGUCAAAGACUUCGGUUUCGUCCACUAUGAACAGGAAUGCGAUGCUAAAACUGCUGUUGCCGCGCUCAACGACACAGACUUCCAAGGCUCCAUGCUGAAAGUGGAGAUAUCAACAAGCAAAGUCAGACAGCGACCAGGAAUGGGUGGUUCAGCUGUUUGUUACAGAUGUUCAAAACCUGGCCACUGGUCGAAAAAUUGCCCGCAGGGACCAAGUCGAGGCCGUGAUGAUGACAGGCGAGGUGGCAGGAUGGGUGGUGCUAGGGGUCGGUAUGAUCCAUACCCUCCACCAAGCGGGGAAUGGCUGGAUUAUUAUAGGGAACAUUACCCGCCACCCCCACCAUAUGACAGGCCUGGACGACACGAUCCCUAUGAACGAUAUCGCCGGUUCCCAAUGCCCCCAAGCCCUGCAGACUACUUCAGGGACCGAGACCCAUAUCCAAGGCCACCAUCAUCAUACUUUGACAGAAGAUCACCACCAUCUAGAGACCCCUAUGAGAUGUAUAUGGCAGCUUAUGAGAGACGGUAUAUGGAGUAUUAUACUGCUCAGGCUAAUGCCGCUAACUAUCAGGCGCCGGUACCGCCUCCCCCGCCUGCAAACCCUUCUGGGUUUGACUUUAAUGCUAUUGGCUACGGAGCGCCGCCACCGCCACCUGCUGGACGACCACCGUCACCUCGCGGUUCUGGCCCAUACUAAAGAAGCACACGCGAUAGUCGAGAGAGGAGAACAGGCGCGAAAACGCGGCGGGUCAAAGCAUGACAUGCGAGUCACUUACGGCUUUAUUCGUGAACUGUGUAGAGAAAUAUAACCGGACUAAACUUAGUGGAAAUAACAGCAGAACUAAGCAUUUCUUUUCUUGACUGUUGAAAAACUAUGUGAAAUGGGAAUUAUUGGCAAAUCUUUAAAAGAUCUAUGUGAUGAGAAUUAUGGUGUCCUGAAUAUGUGUCGUAAUAGUUACAACCUUAACUUUAUUGAACAUCUUGGACAGAUUUAUACUCACAGUAGACAAUCUGCAAACAGUUGAGGUCUUGAGUUAUUUGUUGAAGGGUUUAAAGCGAUAUGUUGUUUGAUGAAGCCACUUUGAUUUUGAUUUUACGUUACUAAAUGUUCUGUUCUUUGUUCAUGGAGUAAUUUCAUUAAGACAUUUUAAAGUCAUUCAUCGUGUUGUUCCUGUGAAAUAAAAGUGGUAACAUUAGUGAAUAUUUACAAAAGCUUUCUGUUUCAAUGAUAAUCAAUUAUGCUGGACCUGGGGAUACACAGUAAAUAAAAUGAUUCGAGUCCUUGAAGCCAAAAUGGCCUCAACCAAUUCUCAUAGUUUGAAUCUGUCUCUCACGACAGCAAAAAGAAUCGAUUUUGCUUGAGAACACUCGCGGAUGCAGCGCACCUGGAAGCCAGUAAGUCUCGAGACUCAUCCUUGGUUAUUAACGGGAGAAUAUUCGCUGUUAUGGUCAGUACAUGACUGCGGUAAGGAUCACGUAAGUUCUGCACCCGUGUCGGUUGAGAAAAGGCUUCGGUUAGUAUCGCUUGUGCUAUUAAACGUAAGUUUGUCGCAGUAUCUUCACUUUCUCUCGCCCUGGGAUAUGCGUGUGCUAGCUUCUCUUGACCUUUGAACAAGAUUUUCCUACUCCAUAAUCGCUGUUUUUGAAAAAGUGAGCAAGGGCCCAAAAGUUGUAACGCGAGCAUUUUGACAUGCUUUUAGAUCUUCAGCCAAUGCUUUGGUUUCGUGUUACUUAAUGAAUUUGAACAAAAACAGAAGUCGACAAGUCCGAUGAAAUGUACGAGUAAUUUUUCAGCUUUAUAAGGUUGAAAUGAAUCGUGGUUUAGUCACAUCGUGAUGACAAGUAUAUCAAUGGCCAGAUUCGUGAACAAAACGCGUUCCACAAACGAGUAUGCAAAUGUCUUCUAUGAAUACGCAAUUUGUUGAUUCAAAGAUGUUUUGCACUUUUUUCAUUGUGCUCAUCUCACUCUUUAUAGGCAUGUUGUAGCAUUUGUUUUGACUGAACCUGUGUUGUAGCAUUUGUUAUGACAGAGUGAGCAUUAUGUUCUCUGUGUAUGGUUUAUUCCUAUUCCUAUAUCCACAGCUUUGGCCUCUUUGAAAAGAAAUGUGAUGGCAAUUUAUUGCCUUGAAAAACAAUGGUCACAAAGAUUUGCCUGAUAACGCUGCCUCAAUUCUAUGUCAGCACAGCAGUUUCAGCCAAAGAACCACGAUAUGACUUACCUUUUGUCAUUCUAUGCAAUUUUUGAUUUCAACCGUUUCUUUUCAGAUCCUGUCAAACUGAUGACUUCACAAAAGAUUGAUGGAAUAUCAACAAAUUCAAUAGACAACUACCGUCCCGAGUGGUAUGCCCUUUCGCUGGGUUUGUAGUCUGACCAGAAGGUUGUGAUCUGAAAGAGACAACAUUUCAAUGGACCAAGAACAUCAGCUGAAACCCAAGCAGUGCCAGAUGUAUAAAAAGAUGAACGUGCAUUGGUUGAAAUAUGCCCUUUAUUGACAACUUGACAUGCCAUCUAUUUUUGUUGUCUGAUAUGUUAGAUGCGGGUCGUGGGAAUGCUGAUUAGCCACAGUGACACUAGGUGCUUGCAGAGCGUUUGUAGUCCAGGGAUUUCCACCCUGACUGCUGUGAAGGGAGGAGAAUGGUGAAAGGGUCUAGAGUGUUGUGGCAAGUUAAUGACAGUCUCUGUUGCAGAAAUAGGAAUCGGCAAUCAAAUUUUCAAAAAGACUAUACUUGCAGCUUGUAUUUUCCAAUACAGUAACCUUUGAAAAACAUUAUGUCUCAAGGCACUCUUGAAGACAGUCGCUCCCAGGCCGAAGAUCCAACCUCACAUGCACUGGGGACAACACCAGAGGACAUGUAGGCCUACCGUUCAUAAUAAAUUUUCAUACCUUUUUAAGAAA
This is a messenger RNA of Lineus longissimus, 3069 nucleotides long. RefSeq names its product RNA-binding protein lark-like. Bases 9 to 869 code for a protein of 286 amino acids. Gene Ontology annotation, cellular component: spliceosomal complex. Gene Ontology annotation, molecular function: RNA binding; zinc ion binding. The record is from RefSeq and is a predicted model, not a curated record. Gene Ontology annotation, biological process: positive regulation of mRNA splicing, via spliceosome. Lineage: Eukaryota; Metazoa; Nemertea; Pilidiophora; Heteronemertea; Lineidae. The transcript is spliced from 9 exons.